AUGACCACAUACUGCUACCGGGAAAGCUCUUCUUCGACUCUUGAGACACGUACAAGAGAAAUCAAUGGUGAUACCGAACGACUCCAUCAACGUUUACGUGACAUAGCACAAGCAGUGCUCAAUGAUGAAGAUGACCGGUAUGAUGGACAUGAUGCAGGCAGAUCAUCGCCUCGACGCUUAUCACCUGUUCGAGGUGGUGCCAGUGGCACUGAUCGAUUCGAAUCACCUGAUCGAGGUUACAGUCGUAUUCGUUCGCCUCGAUCACACUCACCUCAGCGUGCGACUCAAGCCUCUCGACCACAUUCCCGUAAUGUUUCACCAUCGUAUGGCGACAGUACAUUCAGUGCUGUUCAUGCUGCUUUGAACAAACGUCAAGUCCAGGUGCAUGAUUUACAAACCAAGUUAGAUGGGGCACGAGAAGCAAAUCAACAAUUGAAGGAUCAAUUGAAUCAAAGCGAUGCUGAACGACGACAAUUGGAUCAAAAAGCGGCUUCGUAUAAACUACAGAUCGAGGAACUACGAAGACAAUUUGAUGAUACCGCGAAUGAACGUGAUCGAUCGAAAUCAGCAUUGGAAACAUCAAAUUUCGAACGAACAAACAUGGAAAAAAUCCGUCUAACAUUGAAUUCACAAAUCGAUUCAUUACGUGCUGAUUGCGAUCGUUUACAACAAGCGAAUACGGAUAUUCAACGUCAACGCGAUAUUCUCGAAGAAGAAAAAGAAGAUUUAUUCAAAGAUAAAAUUCGUCAAGUGAAAGAAAACGAACGUUGUAUAAAAAUCAUCGAGAAUCUCGAGAACAAAAUCUCGCAAUUGAAACAAGAUGUCACAGAAUUACGCGAGCAAUACCACAAAGAAAAACUAGCCAAAGAUGUUCUCACACAAGAAAAACUUGUUCUUUCUGAUGCACUUUCACGAUCUGAAUCCUAUCGCGCUGAAGUCGAACUCGAAGUCAGCAAAGAACGAAGCGAAAGUGCAGCUUUACGAGAUCUUCUUUGUAAAGUUCAAGCACUUAACGAAGGUUUGGCUCAAGAUAAAAUCGAAUUGAAUAAGAUCAUCCUUUUGGUCGAACAAGAAAAGAACGCUAUUCACAAUGAAAAAUCUGAUGUUGAACUUGAUAAAUCCACACUCCGACAAGAAUUGGUCAAAGUCGAACAAGAAAAAAUCGAUGUGGAGAACGAACGUGAUACCAUUCAUCAUCGCCUUCAAUUAACAGAAGUUAGUCGUCAACAAAUUGAAGAAGAAUUAAGCAUUGUUAACAAAGAAAAAGCUGAAAUCAUCGAACAAUUCCAACAUAUGACACGAUUGAAAAAUACAUUAGCUGAAGAUUUGAUCGCCGCGAAGAAAGAUAUCCAACGAUUGAGCGAUCAUAAUCUACGAUUGAAUAAAGAAAAAGAAGACUUAACGAAAGAACGUGGUAAUCUCGUUGUUGACUUAACCGGCUCCGAACGUGACAAUCAAACAUUGAAUUCAACAAUCAGUGCCUUACGUGCUGAGAAAGAAGCUUUAGAAACCAGUCUGUACGAAGCGCAAAGUACCGUCAGUCAACUCGAAGUUCGUAAAGAACAAUUGGAAGGUGAGAAUCAAGAAUUACUUCUUCGCAAAGAACAAUUACAAAAUGAAAUCCAACGACUUCAUUUGGAAUUGAAUGGUGAAAUUGAGAAAUCAGCUCGUACUCGUGAUCAAUUACAACAACGAUUAACUCAACUCGAACAAGAUAAAGAAUCAGCUAUUCGACAGCAUCAUCAAGCUCAUGAAGAUGAUAUUGAACGUAUGACACGUGAACGAGAGAAACUUCGUCAGGAUUUGGAAACUGGUCGAGAAGAAAUCAUUCGACAAUUAUCACGUGAAAAGGAUGAAUUGAUCCAAAAAUACGAAAAAGAAAAAGAAGAUCUACAUUAUGAAUUGGCGAACAUUGUGACCGAACGUGAUCAAGCGUUAAUCGAAGCAGAAAACGAAAAACAGAAGCUUCUUUCGAUUGCCCAAUCUGAACGAAAUGCUCUAGCAGAAAAAUUAUCCUUAACAAAAGAUGAUUUAUUACGUUUACAAGUUGAAUUCGACAAAGUUCGACGUGACGCUGCUUUACGUACCGAACAAGAUCGUCAAGUGAUUGGUUCGUUACAAGAUGAAUUGAAGAGAUUCCAAGUGAAAUUCGAAGAUGCUGCACUUGCUAAUGAUCGUGAUAUCAAGGCUUUAACUUCCGAUAUUGAACAAUUGCGUCAACAAAAACAAUUGCAAACUCAUGAGAAUUUCGAACUGAAAACUCAAUUGAAAUUAACUGAAGAUAGUCGUGAUCAAUUAAAACGUGAUCUGAUAGAAAGUAAUCGACGUGUUCGCGAAUACGAAGAGAACUUGACUGUUCAACGAAAAGAAAUUCAGGAUUUGAAACGCUACUUACAAGAUGAACAACGAGACAAAGAAUUAGCAUUACGUUCAGGUGACGAUCUACGUACGAAAUUGAAGAGUGUCGAAAAUGAGAAGAUCGAUCUUCGACAAUUAUUCGAAGAAGCCAAACAACGGAUUAUCGUGCUUGAUGAACAAAAAUCCCAAUGUCAAAAGGAUGCGAAUGAGUUACGUCAUAAUUUACGUGAUGUUGAACGCUCGCGAUUGGAAGCACGCCGUGAAUUGCAAGAACUUCGUCGUCAUGUGAAGAUGCUCGAUGGCGAAACAAAGAAAAAAUCCAAAGAAGUCGAAGAGCUGGGUGAUCGUGUUCGUCAAGAUGAACAACGUGAAGAAGAGAUGCGCCGCGAAGUGUUUGGACAAAAACAAAGAUUUGUCGAAGCAGAAGCAUCACGCGAAGUUCUCCGUAAAGAAUUAGCGAAUAUUCAACGACAUUACGUCGAAUUAGAAGAUGAACAACGAAUGAAAGAUCGAGAUUAUCAACUAGCUGUCGAAGAUGCUCGACGUCUCGAACGUAAAGCAAUUGAGGAACGACGAAACGUUGAAUUAGCACUUGAAGGUGCAAAUCAAAUGAUAUCGGAAUUACGUGUCGUGUUAUCAGGUGCUGAAGGACGAGCAAGUGCCCUUGAUACACAAUUAGCGCGUGUCGAAGGAGCUAAACGAGAUGCGGAAUACAAAUUAGGCAGUAUCGUGUCUAGUUUACGUCGUACAAUUGGCUAUGGUUCACGCAGUAGCAGUAGUACACGACUUCGAAGUCGUUCACCAAGUCCAGUUCGUCGCCGACCAAUUUCACCAACAAAAGGCUUCGAUAGUAACGAAAAUCGCGCAUCGCCCAUCUUACGACGAACAUCACGAAGUCCACAUCAACGUUCUCGAUCACCUGAUUACGAAGGCGAACGUGAACGCGGUCGUUCGCCUGGUUCAACUUAUGUUGAUGUAGCUGAUGUUGAUCCCGAACAAAUCCGUACAGCUCUACGUGACUUUGUUCAAAACUUUAUUACUACCGAACGUGAACGCGAUGAUUGCGCUGCUGAAGCUGCUGUGCUACGUCGAGCAAACAAAGAGUUAGAAGAUAAUCUUGUAAGAACUGAACAACGUUUUAAUCAAUUACAAAAAACGUUAAUGUCAUUCGAAGAAGACAAAAAAGGUGUGGAUACUCGUCUACAAGGUGCCCAAAACGCUUUACUAUUACAAGAAGACACCAUCCGUCGAAGCGAACGUGAACGUAAGACAAUGUUAGAUCAAAUGACUGCACUUGAACGUCAAUUAAUAUCGUUGGAUAACGAAAAGAAACAACUAACUGAAAAACUUGGCUUGUCGAAGUCGGGCGAAUCACGCUUGACAGACGAAAAACGUCAAUUGAAACGUGCAUUAGACGAAACCGAAGCUCGUGCAACUGAGCUAGAAAUGACUCGCCGAGGAUUGGAAGGUGAACUUCAACGUUUAAAUAUGAUUCUCACUGACAAAGACACCGAAAUUCAAGUACAUCAAGAACGAUGUGAAACAUUAAUUCGACAAAUUCAAGAUCGCGAAGAAAGAUGUCAAUCAUUACAAUUGAGCGUUGAUCGUCUUUCUUUGACAUUAGCUAAAGCUGAAGAAGGUGAAUCAAGCUUGAAAAAUCGCGUCCAAUCAUUGAAUCAAACAUUAUCUCAAACGAAUUAUCAAGCAGCUGACUUACAACAAAAACUUGGUGGUAUUCAAGGUGCCUUACAAAGUAACGAAUCUGAACGUCGUAUUCUCCAAGAUAAACUUGAACAAUCACGAUCACAAGUUAGUGAACUUAAAAAACAAAAUCACGAAUUACUCGAACGUGUACAUCAUCUGCAAAACGAAGUUACCGAUUCAGAAAUGAGACGACAUGAACUAGAAAAUCAAUUACGAAAUGCGAAUACACUUCUUGUUCAACGGCAAGAGAGUGAACAAGAAGUGAUUCAAAAGAUUUCGAUUUUAACUGCUGAUAAACAAGCAUUACAAGAGAAGAAUGCUCUUUUACAACGCCAAUUAGGCAAUCUUGAUCUGGAGAAACGCGAAGCUGAAAGAUCCAAACUACGUUUAGAAAAAGAUAAACAUGUUUUGAGAAAAACAUUGGAUAAAGUCGAACGUGAACGUGUAGUCACUGAAGAUAUUAUUCGUUCGUGGGAUCGCGCGGAAUUCGAUCGACAAUUCCGUCGAUUAGAAGAAGAAAACAUUGUUUUACAACGUCAAGUCGAACACUUACAAGCAGCUUUGAAUGAAUCCGAACAACAACAUGCACAACGUUUGAUUGACUUAACAACUCGAAAUCGACGUGAAACAGAAGCUGAAACUGAACGUAUUCGAUCUUCUCAGACCGCUGCUGAGCGUGCUUUAGAAGCACGAGAGAAAGCACAUCGAGCCCGUGUUAAAGGUCUCGAAGAACAGAUCACCUCAUUAAAAGAGCAACUUCAUCAAGAACUGCGUAAACGUCAAUCAUUUCUGAAUCGUUCAUUAGUAAAUGGCGAAGAAAUCAAUGCACUUCGUCGAGAAAUUACUGAUUCAUUAUCAUUCGUUUCUCAAGAUCCUCACGGUCUUGAUCCCGUUCUUUUAGAUCACGAAACUAAACGAUUAGCUGAUAUUCAUGAGCCACCUGUACGUCAUUCUUCACCAACACGACGUACACUAUCACCAUCGAUUGCUUUACGUUCAAUGAGAGCGGCAGCCGCAGCCUCACCAUCUCAACUCGGUCCUUCAUCGCCAAGUUCGCGCGCUCGAGCCUCACGACCACGUUACUGA
Molecule: messenger RNA, 5148 nt
Organism: Adineta ricciae
Lineage: Eukaryota; Metazoa; Rotifera; Eurotatoria; Adinetida; Adinetidae
Source: the annotation of a GenBank genome assembly